Molecule: messenger RNA, 1174 nt
Organism: Chrysochloris asiatica (Cape golden mole)
Lineage: Eukaryota; Metazoa; Chordata; Mammalia; Afrosoricida; Chrysochloridae
Gene: DHDDS
Product: dehydrodolichyl diphosphate synthase
Exons: 7
Coding region: 62-961 (299 amino acids)
Biological process (GO): polyprenol biosynthetic process
Cellular component (GO): endoplasmic reticulum; dehydrodolichyl diphosphate synthase complex
Molecular function (GO): ditrans,polycis-polyprenyl diphosphate synthase [(2E,6E)-farnesyl diphosphate specific] activity
Source: RefSeq, a predicted model, not a curated record
AAUCCUAGGUUACGUGGCUGGGGUGUCUUGUUUUGGGGAGCUCUCCUAACAGGCAAGAAACAUGUCAUGGAUCAAGGAAGGAGAGCUGUCACUUUGGGAGCGGUUCUGUGCCAACAUCUUAAAGGCAGGCCCAAUGCCCAAACACAUUGCAUUUAUAAUGGAUGGGAACCGUCGCUAUGCCAAGAAAUGCCAGGUCGAGCGGCAGGAGGGCCACUCCCAGGGGUUCAACAAGCUGGCUGAGACUCUGCGCUGGUGUUUGAAUCUGGGCAUCCUAGAGGUGACGGUCUACGCAUUCAGCAUUGAGAACUUCAAACGCUCCAAGAACGAGGUAGACGGACUAAUGGAUCUGGCCCGACAGAAGUUCAACCGCUUGAUGGAAGAACAGGAGAAACUACAGAAGCAUGGGGUGUGUAUCCGAGUCCUAGGUGAUCUACAUUUGUUGCCUGUGGAUCUCCAGGAGCUGAUUGCACAAGCUGUACAAGCCACCAAAAACUACAACAAUGAUAUCUCUGAGUCCCUGAUCGAUAAGUGCCUCUAUACCAACCACUCUCCUCAUCCAGACAUCUUGAUACGGACUUCUGGGGAAGUGAGGCUAAGCGACUUCUUGCUGUGGCAGACCUCCCACUCCUGCCUAGUGUUCCAGCCAGUUCUAUGGCCAGAAUACACAUUUUGGAACUUCUGUGAGGCCAUCCUGCAGUUCCAGAUGAACCACAGUGUGCUUCAGAAGGCCCGAGACAUGUAUGCAGAGGAACGGAAGAGGCAGCAGCUGGAGAGGGACCAGGCUGCAGUGACCAAGCAGCUGCUUCAAGAGGGGCUCCAGGCCAGUGGGGAUGCCCAGCUCCGACGGACAUGCUUGCACAAACUCUCAGCUAGAAGGGAAGAGCGGGUCCAAGGCUUCCUGCAGGCCUUGGAACUCAAGCGAGCAGACUGGCUGGCACGUCUGGGCACUGCAUCAGCCUGAGUGAGGCUGGCCACCUGCCACUCUGCCCUGCCCUCUGCCUCCAGGCCCCACUCCCCUUUCUUUUUCAGGCAGAUCCCUCCUGAUGAUGAAUUGUGCUCCCUUACUUGGUGGUGGAACCACCCUGAGGCCCUGUCUGCUGACCGACUGUGGCCCUUAAGGAAGCUUGAGAGUGAAAGCAUCCCCCAAAUACACUAAACCCAGCUCUGUUCACCA